Molecule: messenger RNA, 1257 nt
Organism: Alternaria rosae
Lineage: Eukaryota; Fungi; Ascomycota; Dothideomycetes; Pleosporales; Pleosporaceae
Exons: 2
Coding region: 1-1203 (400 amino acids)
Source: RefSeq, a predicted model, not a curated record
AUGAAAGUCCACCUACUUCCAUGUCUCACCGCGCUCCUAGAUCUCAUCGUGGGUGAGGCUCUAUCACCCUAUAUCAACGAGACGUCAGUCGAUUCCUCGAGUCUGGUCAUUGAAGAUGGCCAUAGCCUACUCAAAAGAGCACCCAUCGCGCCGGCCAGCGACUUCCUCUGGCAGACGGCCGGUUGCCGAGGCCAGAAACUUCAGCUCAUGGACACCCUCAAUCCACAGGAGGCCCAGCGAUUUGGUACCCCUUUGAACAGUCCAUGGACUGGCACUCUAGUCAAUGAGCUCGCGCAGUGGGGCUAUUUAGACAACAGCGAGAACCGUGACAUCAAAGACGAGUGCGACUUCACCAUGAAGCCGAUGUUUGAAACCGCACUGAAGGCUCUCGGAAUCAGCGCGAGAAGUGCACCGGAUGGGGGACCUAACAAGUGUUUCUCCUACGUCCACAGAGACAGCCCCGCAGUCCAGCGCUUGCCAAACGGCCAGCUGCCAGCCAGAAACCAACAGCAGUACGUUGCAAAUGGAAGGAGCUACAGAGUCACGGGCGCAUUUCACACCAUCGGUAUCAACGCGCAAGACGGCGUCAUCCACAUGAUCAACCGCCGGUCAGCCCAAUCUGCGGCCAAACAAUUAUGGGGCGUAGCCCAGGCUCCACGAGACCAGCUACCCGCUCUCACUUCGAGUUCAGACAUCGCCUGGGGUCUAUGGGAAAGGAUGAGCCCCGGGAACCUCGCCAACAUCAACUACAUCAUCUCCCACAGGAUCACCAACGAAGAUACACGCGCCAUCAUCACGCGCGCUUUGGAAGGCCGAGAGGCGCGACCUUGGCCCGGAGAGGUAUUUGAAGCUGGCAUGGCUGCGGAAUACUGGACUUUGUUAGGAUCACCGAAUGGAAUUGCCGCAGGAUACCUGCUCGGACAACAUAAACCUCAGUUUGGUCACAACAGAUAUGUGUCGGCUAUACAUGUUUUCCAGGGCGCGCCAGGAAGUCCUUUUAUGGGGGUGCCAGCGUUGCCGUAUCUGUGCUUCGUUGUUAAGAUGGCGCCGUAUCCUCCGCCACCUCCUCCGCAGGAGAUCCAGAUGCGAGACGUUAUACUGGAUGAGCCUAUUACUAUCGAUGAGGAUGAGGAUCGAGUCGUGGAGCGGUCUGAAGACGGGAGGAGCAUUGUGAGAAGUCAUAAAAUCUUUUCGAAGUCGUGAUAGAGAUAGAGAAAGUUGGAAUGAGGAGGGCAAAAGUUCCAUGAUGUUUUCUCG